This is a messenger RNA of Halichondria panicea, 768 nucleotides long. Its product is annotated as calmodulin-related protein 97A-like. The transcript is spliced from 6 exons. The record is from RefSeq and is a predicted model, not a curated record. Bases 132 to 662 code for a protein of 176 amino acids. NCBI's taxonomy places the organism in Eukaryota, Metazoa, Porifera, Demospongiae, Suberitida, Halichondriidae.
AUGAACAAAUUUUAUAGCAAGGACCCCUCAGCAAAAUGUGUACCCCGUCAGAAGGCAAGACAAAAGAUCAAAGGUCAUAAUUAGAGGCUUUUUUUACUGAUAUAAAAUAACAGAGCUGGAGGCCAUCUGCCAUGGCUGAACUAGAGGAGACGGAUCACGUGUCCCUGGAGCACAUAGGACUGCUGGAUGAAGGAGAGUUCCACGAAGCCUUCCUAGUGUUCUCAAGUGGGGGCACGGAAAUGUCCACUGCUAACUCUACACUGCUUCCAUUUCUCCGGUCUAUAGGAGUGAGAGUGGGGUCUAACCACAGCAUCGUACUUGAAAUUAAAAGAGCCGCCGACACGAGUCACAAAAAUCUCAUCAGAGAAGGAAAGUUAUCAGAGAUCGUAUUUCGCCACCUCCCAUCGCUGAAAUCCGAUUGGCCGUCGCACGGAGAUGCCCUCAAGGCUUUCCAAGUGUUUGACAGUGAAGGUGUAGGGUUCAUAAAGGUCACAAUGCUAAAACGGUUCCUUGUUCAGGCACAACUGGACGUGGAGGAAAGUGUGUUGGAGAGGCUGAUUCGGGACAACUGCACAAUAGAUGGCGAUGACCUCAUCAACUAUGAAGAAUUCAUUGAAAAUAUCAGUCAAAAGAACGAAUGGAGUGGACACUCUGCACUGUAGCAUAAUAAUCUUUUUUAAUUCUCUUUGUGUCACUUUCUACAACCACUGUGUGCAAGUAAACAUCACGUUAUCCAUGUACUUAUGUUAUGAGAAAUUCCUAGUUGAA